Morchella importuna is the source of this 1260-nucleotide messenger RNA. RefSeq lists its product as uncharacterized. Gene Ontology annotation, biological process: rRNA processing; ribosomal large subunit assembly. The transcript has 3 exons. Lineage: Eukaryota; Fungi; Ascomycota; Pezizomycetes; Pezizales; Morchellaceae. Gene Ontology annotation, cellular component: nucleolus. Bases 1 to 1260 code for a protein of 419 amino acids. Gene Ontology annotation, molecular function: 5S rRNA binding. The record is from RefSeq and is a predicted model, not a curated record.
AUGGCCUCCAAACAACCCUCAAGAAAAGGCAAAAAGGCCUGGAGAAAAAAUGUCGACAUCAGCGAAAUCAACGCAGGCCUCGACCAGCUCCGCGAUGAAAUAAUCCAAGGAGGAGUAAUUGUCGAAAAGACCGACGAGCAGCUCUUCGCCCUCGAUACAACCGGCGACACCGCAAUCGCCAAAGCCCACUUCAAAACCGCCAAAGUCCUCAAAGCCGACGAGAUCAUCUCCGCGCGCUCCGCCGUCCCAGCAAUCAGGAAGCGCCCCGGCCUCAAUACCACCAACGGCAUCAUCGCCAAGAAGGCCCGCCGCGCAAAUGUCAUCACAUACAAGGAUAUCGAGAGGAUGAAGGCCACGGCGUACGGCCAGGAGGCUGCCUCUGGAGAGCUGACAAGUACGAAGAAUAUCACCAUUGACUACGACCCGUGGGCCGAGGAGGCUCCGCAGGAUGUGGCGAAGAAGGAAGCGUUGCGUGAGACGGAAUUCUCGUUCAUUCCGGCCCCACAGCCGUUUAAGGAGCCGAAGACGCUGAAGCAGCCGCCGGUGUCGCUGGCGGUGUCGGGACGGCCAGUUCCGGCGGUCAGGGUGCCUGAGGCCGGGAUUAGUUAUAACCCAGAGUUCGCACAGUGGGAUGCGCUUUUGCAGAAAGAGGGGGCAAAGGAGGUGGAAUUGGAGCAGAAAAGGCUGGCCGAGAAGGCUGAGGCGGAGAGGAUCAAGGCGUUGGCAGCAAUCCCCGAUGAGGAAGAGGAAUCGGACGAAGAAAACCACUCGACCGAGUCAGACACAGAGGCAGAGAAGCCAGUAAAGAAGAUGCCAGACAGGAAAACACAGGCGCAAAGGAACAAGAUCAAGCGCAGAAAAGAGCUUGAGCUGAUCAGAUUACAGGAGCAGAGACUCAAGAGGCAGGCAGCAGAGUUCUCGCUCGUAAAGAAGUACGCCAAGGAUGUCGAGGCGAGGGAGCGACUAAGGCUUGCAAAGCGUGCGGCCAGGCUCAAUAUCGACGAUGAUGAGAAGAACCCUAAACUUAUGCGAAGGCGGAAGUUUGGAAAAGUCGGUCUUCCCCGUGCUCCCUUGGAACUCCAACUCCCCGACGAACUCGCAGACUCUCUCCGCACUCUCAAGCCUGAGGGAAAUCUUCUCCGGGAUCGCAUGAGGAGUCUGCGAGAGCGUGGUGUGUUGGAAACUAGACUCCCAGUCACCCAGCGGAGAAAGCACCAGAAGAAGGUGUCGGAGAAAUGGAGUUAUAAGGAUUUCAAAUAG